CGAAGCAGCGCAGCCGAGGUUGGCGAGCUGUUUUGGGAGAAGAAAAGCGCUGUGAGCCGCUGUGGUGGCGGAAGAGAAGGACCGGACGGAGAAAACACCAAAUCUAUCGUUUUGUGGGGACCAGAGACACGUUUAAGACCCUUUUUAGUUUCUUUAAAUACAGUUUGAAGCAUGUCGACCCCGGCCAGACGACGACUUAUGCGGGAUUUUAAAAGACUUCAAGAAGAUCCCCCGACUGGGGUGAGCGGGGCGCCGUCAGAGAACAACAUAAUGCUGUGGAACGCAGUUAUUUUUGGACCUGUGGGGACACCAUUUGAAGAUGGAACAUUUAAGUUGCUGAUAGAGUUUUCGGAGGAGUAUCCAAACAAACCCCCCACGGUGCGGUUUGUGUCCCGAAUGUUUCACCCAAAUGUUUACGCAGAUGGCAGUAUAUGUUUAGACAUCCUUCAGAAUCGUUGGAGUCCCACGUACGACGUCUCCUCCAUCCUCACCUCCAUCCAGUCUCUUCUGGACGAGCCGAACCCCAACAGCCCGGCCAACAGCCAGGCGGCGCAGCUCUACCAGGAGAACAAGCGCGAGUAUGAGAAGAGGGUGACCGCCAUCGUGGAGCAGAGCUGGGUGGACGUGUAGACACAAACUCCAGCCUCUUCCACUUCCUCCUCCUCCCAUCGCUCAUGUUUACCUCGACAAACACACAAACAAUUAUCACCCCCCUGCCACCACACGUAUGAGACCACACUGCAGAAGGAAGAGCUCCACGAGGCACAAAUGCAAUCUUGAUUUGAAGAGUUUUUACCAUUUUGGGUUUAUUUACUUUUUUGGACAUUUUUAUACAUUUCAGCUACUGGGUUCAGUUAAUUCUUAAAGUGAAAGUUCCGCUGCGUAACUUUUGUGGUGGGGGGUUGUCUCCCUGGAGAUGUUAUUGUUGUUAUUGAUUCUAUAAUGUGAUGAUGUCAUACUCAUGACAGAGGGCAAGAGCCAGUUUCCCCAAUGACGCUUUCAGAUGACACCACAACAUUCGACAGGCCACAUUUAUGUUGUAAUACACGGAGUUCAUGGGUUUAGUCCAUGGAUCAGACCUGGACAUUGUCCAGCUCAAGGGCCACAUACAGACCGACCCAUUUAAGCUCAUUUAGAAUUACAAAAUAAACAUAUUUUAUCAUUUUACCUCAUGCAUGGACUAAUGCUGCAUUGAGAUUUUAGAGUUGUUUUUAAUUACAUUUUUUUUUUUUUUUUUGUAAGGCAACCUCACUUUUUCUUCCCAGUCUGAGCGGCUCGUCAGAACAAUGCUUUUUAUAAAGAAAUACAAUUGAUAUUUCACAGAAUUAGUUAAGCAUUUUGGCACUCCACAAUAUUUUUUGUUUCUCAUGUGGCCCCAUGGAAAAAAAGAAUUGCCCACCUCUGCCAUAGACUUGAUAAAGAAGUGGACUAAGGGAGAGUGACGUCACCCACAGUGUUCGGCUCUAGUCAAAUAGCAAAAUAAAAACACUAGGAUCAUGUAGAGCAGGUUAAUACAAACAUUUGAAGAUCAUGUUUGGAUUGACCACGAUUCAUGAGAACCAAACUGUAAGUGAUCGGGUUCUUCAGAAAGUUCAGUCUGUCGCUCACUCGGAGCCUUACAGACGGUGACCAGUAGGAGGUGUGUCUGUGUAGAGCUGCUUUGAAACAGAAUCAAGACACGAUUUCACUUAAACAGUAGAGUGUUUCUGGAAAGAGCUCACCAUUCAAGUUUCAUCCCUGUAUUGCCCAGCCCCAGUUUGAUCAAUAAUAUUCAUUUUAGCUGCUCCCAUUUGUAUCCAAAAAAACUGACUGGCUGUAGAAAGUAGUGAUGUCAUCUGAAACACAACUGCUUUGUCUGAAAUGUUCCACCGUAUGGCAUUCCUCAUCUAUCCAACUCAUCUAUGUUCGUGAAGAAAAGCAGGUGAUGCCGCCGGGCCAAGUCACGGGUCAGGUCUGCGCAGAGGCGACCGCCCACACACUGUAAUAAUGCUUUUUUUCAGAUAUUUUUGAUGUGUAAUGAAACGAGCACUUAGAUGGAUAUGUUUAAUGUCAUACUCUGGGACAUUUUAGGCAAAGUAAUAACAGCUCCAUGGAGAUGAAAAAAUGACUUGUCGCCAGGAAUGUUCCGCAGUGCAUCUUUUUAAAGCUAAAUGAUCUUGUUUGUCUUGUAAGAUUUUAUUGAGUUAUUUAGUUGGCUAAUCAUGUGGAAUUUGUAUACUGAGUGGAAAAUAUAUUAAAAAAAAUGUAUUUAAACCAAACAAACUAUGAUUCUAAAUGAGGUUGCCAUAAGUAUCGAAAAUCUGCUACUAAUCAAUACUAAAACUAAUACUGAAACAAGAUCCAGUACUCAUUUGAGCAGGACAGAGCAGAACCUUUCCUGACGCUUUAGAAUGAUGUUGAGCUGGAUCAGAAGUAGAAAAUCACAUAGACUAGUAUACACACAUGGACCACUGUGGUUUACACACAGAUAAGACACAUGGGAAUAGAAAAGAAAAGUACUUCCAUUUCAGAAUGGGUAUUGAGUCUAUCCCUUUGCUUUGAAAUUGAGUUUGAAAUGUUAACUCUAAAUCUACACUCUUCAAAACUACUCAAAUCAAGAUUACAGUGUUGAAUUCAAGUCAUAUUCACAUAUGUAGGUCUUUUUCCUUUUACAGUGCAAAUGUAAGUGCCACUGAACGCACCAUGAGUCCAGACCUGCAUAGAGGGAGAGGAGGAGCCCAAACAUUAUGUGGAUGGUCUUUGUCCGUUGGAUCACUUUUUUAUUGCAUGAUGUGAAUAAGUUAUUGCUAACAGAAUUUGUAAUAUAUCUUUUAAGUUGUUUGGUUGGACUGAGUUUUACAAAUUAUAGUUUCAUGUUUUGUUUUGGCUUUUCUUUUUCUUUUUAUGGUGUGGAAGCUCCUGGGGCUGUUUGAAAUGCAAAAUAGGUCCAUAAAAGACUAGGAAUUUGCUCCUGUCUCUUUUGAGCUAUCAUUAUAUAACAAAGACAAAUGCUGAAUGAAAAAGUUUGCAUAGCCUUAAAAAGUCUAAACCAGGACUAAACCAGAACCAAAAUGGGUCUAAACUAGGACGAAAUGUAGACGAACCCAGGAUUUAAAGCAAGUAUGACUGCUUAACUGGACUACUCAUUUACUAAAACGGUUAAGAUCAUUACAAUUAAGAUAUUCCUAAAUAGUCUUAAAAAUGUACUUUGUAAUAUGAAAUCAUGAUGACAUGCUAGUAAAAUUCACGUAAACUUCUAUAUAUUGUCUACAGAAGUCACGAAAUGUGGUUUAUGUUGGAGCUAAACCUUAACCAAAAAUAAUCUGAACUAGAACUAAACCAAGACGACCAAACUGUCAAUGUACAGGACUACACCAGGAUUACAUCAGGACCAAGCCAAAUAUACCAUCUACCAAACUGGUCUCCAAAACACGACCAGACAAGAACAAAACCUUAAAUGGUUUUACAUUUGAAUUAAACCGGGACUAAACCAAUGUCGUAUAAACUAGGCCUAAACCAGGUCUAAAUGAGUUAAGGUGGGUAUAACCUAGGACUAGGUGAGAUAAAAGUGUAAAAUGGGUCUAAACUUUGAGAUAAAACUGUGUCUUGUAGGAAUAAGAUGGGUCUAAAGGAAUUAACCAGGUCUGAAACUGGACUAAAUAAAGACCCAAAGAGGUCUAAACUGGACCUAAACCAUAAGUGAAGUAGGAAUAAGGCAGGUCUAUACUAGGACUAAACCAGGACUUAAUCUGAGAAUAUAAUUAUUGAUGUGCAAAUGACUAUACAUUAAUAAAUACAUCACAUCAGAGAAACAUCGACUAAAUGGAAUACAAACUUGGGCUAAACCAGUCUGGAACUGGACUAGACAAAGAAAAAAAAGGUUUUAACUAGGACUAAACCUGAUCUGAACAAAAUAGGAACAGGGCAGUGAGACUGAACCAGGACUAUACCAAGACCAAGCUCCUUGACUAAAUGUACUUAAACAGUGCAUACAAGAAACAGGAAAACUUGGAAAACUAAACUGGGUUUGAACCAGGUCCAAACCAGGUCUAAACCAGAACUUAACUAAGACUAUUGAUCAAGUACAAGCUAGACCAUUGUGGGUCUAAAUUUAACUAAACCAAAACCGAAAGUGUCUACAUUUUGUCUUAAGUAGGAUUAGGGCAGGUCUAAACUAGAAAUAAACCAAGUCUGAACCACACUUUAUCACUGACAAUAAACUGGAUUAGAUUGGGUCUAAAUUGAACUAAAUCAGAAUCAAAAAGCUCUUAGUUUAGGGCUGGUUUAGUUUGGACUCCAAGCUGUGCUCAGAGUACAACACACACCCAUUCUUUUCUGCGUCCUCCUCUGAAUGCUGCUAUGUUCUGUAGUCAUUUGUUGGUUUAUUUUUGGACACUGUAGGUUUAGUUUCUGGCGUCACAAACUGAAAAAGUGCCAAGUUUCUACUGUGAUGAUUCAUGAACGCACCACGCUGUGCUCUAAUGAUCUCGAAUUGAAAAUGCAAGAAGGCUGUGGACAAUAUACCCGCCAACACUGCCCGUGCCUGCCUACAGCGCCAGAGCUGGAGUCUGAAUGGACCCACAAGUCACAUAUCGUUUAACAUAGGAAAACAAGUUUAAAAAGUCAUUGUUUUGUCUUUUUUGAGGCAUAAUAUUAGAACAACGCCACAAACUGAAGUAUUCUACACAUAAAAAUUAUUGGGUCAUCAUUAUUUUUAUUAAUUUGUAUUUAUAGGUUGAUUUUUUUUUUUUUUUUUUCAAUUUUAAUUCAAGUGACUGUUAGCUUUGAGACAGUGAGCCGAAAUCAGAAACAGCGAUUUAUCAAAUACUGAAAAUGGUUAAUACUCUUAGCAGCACAUAGUGUGCUUCUCUAACAGCCCCAGUUGCCUUCACGCACGUUUCUGUCUUUUAUUUUGAAAAGCUACACAGAUUAAGCUACUAAAACUCGGACAUAUUAAUCAUGUCUUUAUUGUGCUCUUUUUACAAAGGAAUUCUCUUCAUAAAACCAUCAGAUAUUAUCCAAAACGACUCAUAUUUCCAGAGACAUGUCGUGGUUCGUGACACUUCACCAGACCCAAUAAGCAGAAGGGAUAUGUUAUAAACUUUUGUGAAUUAAAUGAUGUAUACUUAUAACAAUAUGCUGUAUAAAACAUAAUAAACACAUUUUUCAGACUUUGAA
Molecule: messenger RNA, 5157 nt
Organism: Boleophthalmus pectinirostris (great blue-spotted mudskipper)
Lineage: Eukaryota; Metazoa; Chordata; Actinopteri; Gobiiformes; Gobiidae
Product: ubiquitin-conjugating enzyme E2 A-like
Exons: 6
Coding region: 172-630 (152 amino acids)
Biological process (GO): protein polyubiquitination; proteasome-mediated ubiquitin-dependent protein catabolic process; DNA repair
Cellular component (GO): HULC complex
Molecular function (GO): ubiquitin conjugating enzyme activity
Source: RefSeq, a predicted model, not a curated record